Amorphotheca resinae ATCC 22711 is the source of this 1098-nucleotide messenger RNA. RefSeq lists its product as hypothetical. Gene Ontology annotation, molecular function: 2-dehydropantoate 2-reductase activity. Lineage: Eukaryota; Fungi; Ascomycota; Leotiomycetes; Helotiales; Amorphothecaceae. Gene Ontology annotation, biological process: pantothenate biosynthetic process. Gene Ontology annotation, cellular component: cytoplasm. The record is from RefSeq and is a predicted model, not a curated record. The transcript has 2 exons. The coding region runs from base 1 to 1098 and encodes 365 amino acids.
AUGUCCAUUAACAUCCUAAUCGUCGGCGCCGGCGCCGUCGGAGCCUUCUACGCCUCGCGCCUCGCCGUCGUCCCCUCCAUCAACGUCUCCGUCAUCUGCCGCUCCAACUACAAAGCGGUAGCUAGCCACGGGUUCCGCAUCACAUCCCCCAAAUACGGCUCCUACACCUUCACACCGCAGCACACAUUCGCCAGUCCGCAAGCUGCGCGCGACGCCCGCAUAGCAUGGGAUUACAUCGUAGUCAGCACGAAAGCGCUGCCUGACGAGAGCGACGACUCCGCGAUCCUAGAGGGCUUGGUGACUGAGGGCCGUACCGCCAUCGUUCUGGUGCAGAAUGGCCUCGGCGUUGAGGAUCCCUACGUGAAGCGCUUUCCUGGGGCCACUGUGCUGAGCGCAGUUACCGUUGUGAGCGCAGCGCAGACAGCGCCGGGGAUCAUCGCGCAUAAUCGAUGGACGCGGAUCAGCAUCGGGCCGUAUCUGAGCGAGACGGGGGAGGAGAAGACGACGGCGGCGGCGAUCGAGAAGAAUCGGGAGUUUGUGAAGCUGCUGCGUGCAGGAGGGGUGGCGGAUGCGGAGGAGUAUUCGCAUGCGAAGUUGCAGAUGGUGAGGUGGCAUAAGAUCGCGAUUAAUGCGUCGAUGAAUCCGUCGGCGGUGCUGUCGGGCGGAUCGACGAAUAAUGCGAUGGCGAUGGAUCCCGAACUGUAUAGGCAUUUGAAGGGCAUCAUGGAGGAGGUGCUGUCGACGGCGCCGAAGGUGUUGGGUACGCCGUUGCCGGAGGAGUUCGCGAGCCCGGAGGCGAUAUUGAAGAGUACGCAGAAGAAUACGAGUGGGAGUAAACCCAGUAUGCUUCUGGAUUGGGAACAGGGGAAGAGGAUGGAGCUGGAGGUAAUUCUGGGCAAUCCGAUUCGGAUAGCUAGGGAAAAGGGGCUGGAAAUGCCGAGGGUUCAGAGUUUGUAUGCUCUCCUAAGGAUGGCGCAGGAGAAUAGGGAUAGGGAACGGAACAGGCAUAUGCAAACACUUAACUUUGAAGAAGCUCGUACCCAAAAUUUUGAAGCUGCGAGGAGAGUUCUCAAUGCGGCUAGCGAAGUCCUAAUCUGA